AAAAAAAAAAAAGGAAGUGGUGGGUUCCCUUCUUCAAUGUUCAUCUCAAUUGAUUGACACGCCUAACCGUAGAAAAGUGCUUCUUCCUCUCUUUUUUUCUCGUCUUCUAAUAAGAAAUCAAAUCGAAGAAACGCUUCUUUAGAAUCAAAAACAAUCAUGAGCAACGAGUACGAUUACCUGUUCAAGCUUUUGUUGAUCGGUGACUCUUCUGUUGGAAAAUCUUGUCUUCUUCUUCGAUUCGCUGAUGAUGCUUACAUUGACAGUUACAUAAGUACCAUUGGUGUUGACUUCAAAAUUAGAACGAUUGAGCAAGAUGGGAAGACCAUUAAGCUGCAAAUUUGGGAUACUGCUGGACAGGAGCGUUUCAGGACCAUCACUAGCUCCUACUACAGAGGAGCUCAUGGCAUCAUUAUUGUGUAUGACUGUACUGAGAUGGAAAGCUUCAACAAUGUGAAGCAGUGGUUGAGUGAGAUCGAUAGAUAUGCCAAUGAGAGUGUAUGCAAGCUUUUAAUCGGUAACAAGAAUGAUAUGGUUGAAAGCAAAGUUGUUUCCACCGAAACUGGAAAGGCGUUAGCAGAUGAGCUCGGAAUUCCCUUUCUUGAGACCAGUGCUAAGGAAUCUAACAACGUCGAACAAGCAUUCUUAACUAUUGCUGGCGAGAUCAAGAAGAAAAUGGGAAGCCAAACGAAUGCGAACAAGACAUCUGGUCCUGGAACAGUCCAAAUGAAAGGUCAGCCAAUCCAACAGAACAGUGGCGGCGGUUGCUGCAGUCAGUAGUUAAUAUAAGAAAGUACUAUUAUCAAAACUAUCUAAGACUCUUUUUUCCCCCUUUUUACUACGCGUUGUGAAAACCAAUGGCUGCUGUCUAAAACAUCUGAAAACUGUAAUAUGUCAUGUCACUGUCCGAAUAAGCUUUGGUGUUAAUUGCAAGAUCCUUCGUCUUUAAUA
Molecule: messenger RNA, 948 nt
Organism: Camelina sativa (false flax)
Lineage: Eukaryota; Viridiplantae; Streptophyta; Magnoliopsida; Brassicales; Brassicaceae
Product: ras-related protein RABD1
Molecular function (GO): GTP binding; GTPase activity
Source: RefSeq, a predicted model, not a curated record